Phragmites australis (common reed) is the source of this 609-nucleotide messenger RNA. RefSeq lists its product as uncharacterized. NCBI's taxonomy places the organism in Eukaryota, Viridiplantae, Streptophyta, Magnoliopsida, Poales, Poaceae. The transcript is spliced from 2 exons. The record is from RefSeq and is a predicted model, not a curated record. The coding region runs from base 1 to 609 and encodes 202 amino acids.
AUGGCCUCCACCAAGACCACCCCCAGCACCACGAAUGUUGUGUCCACAGCGAUCUCCCCCUCCUCGACUUCCUUCAACGUCGUUAACGUGAAGACGCAUGUCCCGAUCACACUCAAUCUGGCAGUCUCCAACUACACCAAGUGGAGCCAAUUCUUCACGACGAUGUGCGGCAAAUUCGGCCUUCUUCAUCACAUCGAUGGCUUCGCCCCCAUGCCGGCGGAUCCCUCAUGGGUUCAAGCCGACUACGCCGUUCUCUCCUGGCUGUUUGGCUCCAUCUCCGAUGAUGUUCUGGAUGUCACCAUGGAGCCGGACCAAAACACUCGCAAUCUUUGGGUUGCCAUUGAAGUCUCGGCCUACUGUCAACGCCUGAAGCAGCUCGCUAACUCGCUCCAUGACAUCGGCCACCCCAUCUCCAACUCUCAGCUCGUCCUCAACCUGCUAAGCGGUCUUGCCCUGCGGUUCAGCCACCAGGCCGACAUCCUCGCCGGGAAGGAUCCCUUCCCCAGCUUCGUCUCGGCUCGCACCUCCCUGCUACUAGCGAAGAUGCAAGCCACACACGCCUCCAGCAUUGCUACCGCACCGCACUCCUGGCAUCUACUACAACACUGA